Diaporthe amygdali is the source of this 2157-nucleotide messenger RNA. RefSeq lists its product as uncharacterized. The record is from RefSeq and is a predicted model, not a curated record. The coding region runs from base 1 to 2157 and encodes 718 amino acids. NCBI's taxonomy places the organism in Eukaryota, Fungi, Ascomycota, Sordariomycetes, Diaporthales, Diaporthaceae. The transcript has 5 exons.
AUGGCAGACAUUCGUGCAAUGUCCUCGGUCCAAGCCACCGUGGCUUUUGGCCAGAAGCUUGCAAACCUCUUGCAGACUCUCGUUGAACUCAACCCGAGAAGAGGAGUUGAUUUGGAGGAAGUGAUGCAUGAUAUCCUUGGCACGUCUGGCACUCUCCGACAGAUACAAGACCUUAUGGGUCUUGAUGAAGCGAUAGGGUUUGGACAAACUGCACAGUCGACUGUUACCCCCGCGUACCUGAAUGAAAUCGAAACUUUGGCAGUCAAGUGUGACUUGAUCUAUAAGACGAUCAUGCUAAUUGCCCAGAAGGCUGUUGCCAGAGAUAAAGCUAAGAAAGACGAUGCCGAGCUUCCGAACCUUGAGAACUUGAAGAGUGAAUUGCUCGUCAGCCCAAUUCCCGAUCCUGGCUCGAUCAAGUCCAUCAGGCUGUUCGCAAUAGUCGGGUCAGAUGACCAAGAGAGAUGGAUCGACUCACGUAUUGAGCGUUGCCAGGAGCAGCUGCAAUGGAUCAGGAUGGGUUUGCUUGUCCAUUUGCACAUACUCAAACUUGCUCAAUUACAGAUCGGGUCUGUCGAACGCGACACAGGCGCAUUCGAGCAAGAGCUCAUAUCUAGAAGUGCUGUGCAACUACUGCGAAAGAGGCAAGUGAAGUUCACCAAGAGAAAGGCGCGGCAACAGGAAAGCGCUCAACGACAAUGGGAGUUACGGAGACAGGUAGACGACUCUGAUACCGAGUCUGUCACGAGCGUAGCAAGUUCGCAGAGGUCCUCCGUCACGGCUAAAACAGCCGUCGACGAAGAAGCGUCUGUCAAAGGGGAGACGCCCAUGGCCAAAUCUGCCGCCGAAUUCUUAGAGAUAGACAAAAAUAGACCUAUUUCGACGAACAACAUUAACCAAAAGGACGGCGCUGCCGGAAAGCAAGGUGAAACCAUGGCACUCAGCGCUGACAGCGCGGGUGGCUUGGUUUCCCGCAGUGGAAAAGCAAAGGCACUGAGCGCUUCAAACUUGAGGAGCAAAUUGGAAUUCAAUCUUCCUGCCUACUUCUUUGACUGGAAACAAAGGAUCUUCGGAUCAGACGACAAGUUCAAGACCGACUGGCCGAGCAACAACCUCGAGGCUUAUAUCCGUCAUAUUCACAGCUUUGGAAAGUCUACGAAGAUUCCCUUCGGUCACAAACGGCUUCAAUAUGGUCUGAGUAAGGUGAUAAAGGAGGGCCAGAAAGGGAGCUCGACCUGGAGCCAAUAUAUUGACCUGGGCCAGGUUACGCGCCUGGCGGUGGAUGAGGUCGUCGGGGAGGCGAACCGAAACCAAAGCCGCGAAAGAAUCUGUGUUGCAUUCCAUCAAUACGACAAGGAUUCAGCUGACCCUUUCAUCUUGGUGUUUCUCUCCCUCCGUAAGGAGCCGCAGCCUAUCUCGUUCAAGGAUGCAGUCGGACGCACCUACACUCUUCCUUUUGAGGCCUGUCGCACAUGGGAUGCCAUGAAAUGCACCAUUCUGGAGGCUUUCAAUCAUGUGGAGGUCAUCGGCCCUCACGUCAUCGAAGGCCAUUUUGACCUGAUAACAUCCAAGGGAGAUAUCAUACUGCCUCACCUCUGGAACACCACGAUCAAGCCUGGCGCAGCGAUUGAAAUGAGAAUGUGGCCAAAGGUGCCUCUGAGUGGAUUCUACGGGAAACCACCGUUUCUCAUCAACCCGCACGCGCCGAACGCUGACAACCAGGCCCGGCACGCUGCGAGAAUGCGUCAGAUGCAGCAGCAACGAAUGGCUGCUAUGAGGAAUUCAGCACCGAUGGCGCCGGGGAUGGCACCACCACCACCACCUCCUGGUAUGGGCUUCAGCUCGUACAGGCCACCGGGUGGCGUCUCACCUGGUCAUAGAUCUUUUGGAAACCGGCCCCCAAGCGUUGUCAUUGUGGAUUGUGCUCCCGCCAAAUACGAAGUCACCGAGAAGGAAGACGAGCAGAUCAUGUUCGUUGACUUCGUGGAAGAGCUCGAGAAGGACAAGACUACUACCGUUGCUGACCUCCUUCAAAAGUUCACAAACUUGAAGGAUGUACCGGAUGACGACUGUCUCGGCGAAUUCUUAACCUUAGGUUCUGACUAUGAUUCCGAUGAUUCUACGACCAGUAGUUCCUCUUCUGAGAUUAUCAAUGACUGA